AUAAAUUCCGGGGGGUGGGGGGCGGGUGUAUGGGUAUUUCAAGAGUAGCAUGUCGGUCAGAAUCCACAUCCUAUACAUUUUGUUCAACUUGAAGAACUUACAGGGGACCUGGAGAAUUUGACAUUCUCAACUCCCAUUUUCUUUUCCAAGUGGUAUUUUUGAAAUUCCAAGGAGAAAAGGGUUUUUUUCUCUAACACAAAUACAGGGGAAGGGGAGGUUUAAAUCAGACCAAUCUAACUUUAGUAAAACAUGAAGUGUUUCACAUCAAGCAGUGACAACUGCUCUUUGAAUGCUGAAUUUUAAUCUAGGGUUGGAUGAUAGUUCCCCAAAACAGGAAGGACAUUUUGGCGAUGAGAACAGACAGGAUUUCCAGAAUUUGUGUUGAGACUUGUUAUUUCUUUAGCUAAAACAAUGGAGUGGCUUUCUAACAGGUUUACACUUUGGGGGAAAGAAAAAAUCUAUCUGCCUUUCUUUUCUCAAGUUGUGUAGAAACUAACAGUAAUUGUCCUUUUGUAUUCUUUUGUCUUUAGAACAUGGUUUAGAAACACACCUACCAGUUCCUCGUCUGUCACUGGUUUUCUAACUUGCUGUUUCCCACAGUGCCCACGGUUAAGAGGCUACACUCUGUGGCUUGGUUCCCUUGGCCAGAUCUGGGCUAUUGCCUUAAGUCUGGCCAUGAAAAUGCAGCCAUCUGAGGUGAGAACAGGCACAGCACAGGGCGGGAGGUGGAAGAGGAAAGCUCUCUAUUUUGAAAAUGGAUUCAGGCAAGAGGAGGAGGGGAUGGGGAAAGGAAGGUCAUUGGGAAAUCAGUCAGACCGAGGCCACUGAGUUAUUGAACUUGCCCUCAGCCUCCUGUACUGUUCAACCAGGCAAACACAGGCCUGCAUCUUUGCUUCUUCCAGAAUCCACCCCUGUUGGCUCUCCUCUAGCUCCCGCUGCUGCUGUUCUGCACCCACUGUUGGGUGAAGGUCCCUUUUGGGUGCCCUCUCCAACCUGUCCGAUUUCCCCCAAUACCGGGUCAGAAUGGGGCUUUCUCUAAUUCACUAACUGUGAAAUUGGGAGCAGGCCAGAGAGCCAAAAGAUUGCAUUCCUUCAGCCCUGCUCUCAUUAGCAUGGAGGAGAGGCAGGGUGGGGAUGGAGGUGAAUGAAGGAGUUAGUGAUACGGAGAGCACAAAAAGAGGGUCCGGGGAAAUGGCACAGUAGCACUGCCGUGUCCCAACUAAUGAGUCCCUUAGGUACUCCUGGUCAUUGGUUGGAAGGCAUCUCUUUGAAGGUGGGAGCUAUUUUUAUGAGUCACUGAGAUGGGCUUCUGACUCCUUCCGGCCCGCCUCAGCUGAUAACCUGAAAGCUGGUCGAGAAGCUAGGUUUCUGUAGUUCCUUGCAAAUCCAUUUACUUUGUCUUGGAAGAUAGCAAAAUAACUUUUCUAGUUGUAGAUAACCCUUCCUAAAAUAUUGACCUGUUAUUGAGACUGACAUUUCUGCUAAUACCAAAUCGUAUUAUGUUUAAAAGACAAUCUUGGAUCAGCAAAGGUUACAGUGGAAGCGAGGAGCCUCAGCUGCCUGAUAACUGGUUGAAAGACCAUAUUUAAAAACUUCUCAGUGGCUGUUCAAAAUACCUUACUCAUCUGUCCCUAUCUAUUGCUCUUUUCAGUUUUUGCACUUACAGUUCCCAAGCAACAGGUUCUGCAAACAUAGCUCCUGGAAGCACUAUUUACUCCUGUUGCCUGGGAGUUCAACCCUCUCUGGCUCUUCAACCCCUGCUCCCGCACACACAACAGGUCCAGGGUCUCUCCAUAGGUUGGAGCUGGAAGCCCAGGACUGCUGGUAGCUCGCGGUUCGCAGCCGAGGAGAAGAAUGAGCAGUCAAGAGACGAUCACUUUGAAUGUAGGAGGGAUGAAGUUCACGACCCGGCUGUCGACCCUAAAACAGUUCCCAGCAUCCCGGCUGGCUCGCAUGUUAGACGGUGGUGACCCAGAAUUCAGGCUGGUGAACGGUCAGUUCUUCGUGGACAGGGAUGGAGUCUUAUUCAGUUACAUCUUGGAUUUUCUGAGAACCCACCUGCUUGCCCUGCCUGCAGAUUUUUCAGACUAUCUGAGGCUCCAAAGAGAGGUCGAUUUUUACCGACUCGACCCCCUGGCUCGUCUCCUGAACCAAAAGCACCUCCUGAAGCCGAGACCAGAGCUCCUGGAGGUGCGGUUCCUGUGCCAGGACACCAGAGCUUUUUUCCGGAUCUUUGGUUCCAGCAGCCACACGGUAGAGGUACUCACAGGGCGCAUCACGGAGUAUUGGGAGCAGCCUUCUGCCCAGACCUGGAGCAGUGACUCGUCCCCUGCCCAGACAGCCUUGCUUCCUUUCCCUCCGCAGAGGCCCUCCUACCACGACCUGAUUUUCCAGUGUGGCACCGACAGCACUACUGGCGAGCCGGCUGAGGCCAGGUAUGUUUCUAUAAACCCUGAUGACCGGAAACUGAUCAAUGGAACCAACGUCCUAGGACUGUUGGUUGACACUUUACUGAAGGAAGGUUUUCACCUGAUCAGUACCAGAACCGUGUCCUCAGAAGAAAACGUUGAGUGCUACAGCUUUCAGAGGAUAAACAGGCCAGAAGCCCUGACGCUCAGUGAAGCCCAGAAGCCAGAAAAUUAUCCGGUGCCGACACCAGUGCAAUCUCAGAAAAAGAAGUGAUUGAGGGCAAGGACAAUUGCUUAAAAGCUUUAAAAAUCAAAACAGUUUGGUGUGGCAUUUUGUGCGUGUGAGGGAGCAAGGAGUACUGCGAAGAGGCAUUAACCCUGGAUGAGGGCAAGCCCCCAAGACAUGGCAAAUUCCUACUGGAUUCCAGUAGAGAAGCAGCAUGGCUUAGUGGCAAGAGUGCGGGCUUGGGAGUCAGAGGU
This is a messenger RNA of Tachyglossus aculeatus (Australian echidna), 2888 nucleotides long. RefSeq names its product potassium channel regulator (gene KCNRG). The transcript has 2 exons. Bases 1855 to 2682 code for a protein of 275 amino acids. Gene Ontology annotation, cellular component: endoplasmic reticulum. Gene Ontology annotation, biological process: protein homooligomerization; negative regulation of delayed rectifier potassium channel activity. Lineage: Eukaryota; Metazoa; Chordata; Mammalia; Monotremata; Tachyglossidae. Gene Ontology annotation, molecular function: protein binding. The record is from RefSeq and is a predicted model, not a curated record.